CACGUGAUGUGUAUGACAUAAUCUAUCAUGUGAUAUGGAUGAAUAAGACGCACGUGACUGACUACGCCGCCCAGCAGAAUGGAAGAAAAGAAAGAGCGAGACGCAGCAUCUAUGCGGACAGCUUCUUCUCUUCGCUUCACUCCCCUGUCUCUCAUCCUUGCCAUCACACAUCCUCUUCCAAACCCUUCCUGGGAAAAAGACUUUCUUUCGUUUCGCCUCGUGUCCUUCUACCCUCCCGUCGCAUCUUUGUCUUUUCUGCAAUUCUCUUUUUUCUCUCCGGUUCCCCGUGUUUCUGGACAAUACCUCUUUUAAGGUCUCCACGAGUCGACACGUCCAGAUUCAGCGGCAAAUAUGUCUAGCCGUCAGCAGAUUGACUCUGUCAUUGAUGACGAUGAUGAGUUCUGCCCCCUUUGCAUCGAAGAGUUCGACCUCUCCGACAAGAACUUCAGGCCUUGUCCGUGUGGAUAUCAGAUCUGCCAAUUUUGUUACAACAAUAUCAAGACCCACAGCGACGAGGGUCGAUGCCCUAACUGCAGGCGCGUUUACGAUGAGAGCACCAUACAAUACAAGGUCCCUGAUGCAGAUGAGUUCAAAGCGGAUCUAGCAUUGAAACAUAGAAAAGCCGCAGCAGCAAAGAAAAAGGAAGCCGAGAAGCGCGAGAUAGAAGCCUCCAGUCGGAAGAAUUUAGCUGGUGUCAGGGUCGUUCAGAAGAAUCUAGUCUAUGUGAUUGGUCUUAACCCGACGAUACGCGAUGAAAAUCAGCUCCUUCAGACACUUCGCGGCAAGGAUUACUUCGGCCAGUACGGAGAAAUCGAAAAGAUCGUGGUCAGUAAGGCAAAGCCCGGUGGCAACCCCAAUCAGGGCAUUGGUGUCUACGUUACCUAUUCAAGGCGGUCUGAUGCUGCAACUUGUAUCGCUGCUGUUGAUGGUUCUGUCAAUGGCGACCGUGUAUUAAGAGCGCAGUUUGGGACGACGAAAUAUUGCUCCUCAUUCCUCCGCAAUGAGCAGUGCACUAAUCGAAACUGCACGUUCUUACACGAGACUGGUGAAGAUAGCGACAGCUAUAGUCGACAAGACCUUUCGUCUAUGAAUACAUCGAACAAUCAACGUCACAGUCACCCUAACGGUGCCUCCGGUGGUCCAAACCACGGCUCUCACUCCUACCAACCUCAUACUCGAUUUCCGGCGCAACCCAUAUCGUCGGCGAUGCGCCGCCAACCCAGUAAAGAUGAAGCUCCGGGUAGAGGCCAAGCAGAUGGUUCUGCCCUUCCUUCAUCCGCAAGCUGGGCAAAUAAAGACGCUGUAAUCAAUCGUGCUAGACGAGUUAGUCUUUCAAAUAGUCAGGCUUCUCAGAGUCCCAGGCCGCAGGUGGCCACAGUCGCGUCUGGUGUCGAUGAGUCGAAACGCAAUGAGAAACAUCCACAUAUCGACCAGACAUCUUCUCGUCGCCAGACUCCAGCUCCGCCCGAAGUGUCGCAGCCUGUCUCUAAAACAAUAAAGCCGGCACCCCAACCGGAAAACCCACUCCUCGAUGACCUCCUCAAAGCUGUCAAUUCUGCUGAUUUCAGAUUCGUAUUCUCGGCCUCGGGUCUGUCCACAGAAGAUAUUACAUUGGUUGAAAAUCAUCCCUCGUUUAUUGAUCCGUACGGCGGUGUAAAGCGCAGGGCAAUGCGCGAAAAGGCUGAGCAGGAACGGGCAAAUCGAGAACAGGAGUUGCUUCAGUCAGCUGCAGCCGAGGAAGAAACGCGAGAAAGUGGAAGUUUACAACUGGGCGGCGAACCGGACGAUAUUCACCCUACUAGAUCGCACGGCAGCCGUGAAGCUAUUGGGGCUAUCCAGCCACCAUCCCAGCAGGGAACUGCCACCAGCUCCGCUAUAGGCUCUCCAGUAUCGGCCGCCAGCCACCAGUUCCAGGGUCUCAAUAUCGGCGCUAGGAGCCUUACUCCUCUUCAACAGCAGCAGCUAAUGCUUCUGAAGUCUGCCAGCAAUCAGCCAGGCCUAGUCGACCCUCUCCAGGCAGGUCUGAAUUCUGCUGCCUUCGAUCAAGCAGCUCAACUCCGCCAGGGUUUGCUGCAGAACCAAAUGGCCCAAUUCAAUGCCUUGCAGGCAGACAACCGCCAGUCCUCUAGAUUUUCCUUUGUUAACGAUUCCAACUCCAAAAACAUAGCUGGUGCUAGGAUGCUAGGUCAACAAGCAUCAUUGCUGCAAGCUGGGACCCCAAAUCCCCUCGCUGCACCCAGUCCGCAGCAUGGACUCACAAAUACUUUCUACACGAGCGGUGUUCAAGGCCCACCGCCUGGGUUGAAGACUGCUGGUACUCCUCCUGUUAGUGGAGGUGGCAUGUUCGCACAAGGACACGGCUUCACCACGAAUGUUAAUCUCGGCUUAGGAGCCACGAUGGGGAAGCAAGAUGCUAAUCCUGAUCUUAUGCGCGAGUUACUGCGUGGACGCAGUGGUCUGCAGGGCCAAGAAAAUACUAAGCUGGACGAAGAUUUCCCUCCUUUGGGCACGCAACCUAAAGACAAGCGAACCGGAGAUGGGUUCGGUUUUCCAUUACGCUCUCGGCUUCCCAUCGCAUCGCCCGCGUCGUCAAUACGGUCCGGAACGCCUACUCUUCCUCCUGGACUUCCUUUGCCGCAUGGACAUCCGCCAUCUCUAUCCUUUAAGGAUAUGCAGGAUCUAUCUAGCCCGUCACUGUCGGUUUCAAUUCCUGUAUCUAGAUCCAGCCCGGCUCCCGGAACCCCAGUUCAAAAGGCUCAGGAAAAUAUUAUUAGACCGCCCACAAAGGAAGUCCAGAAUAAUUCAAACAAUGCACCUCCGCAUAACAGAGUCAAAAAUCCAGUUGAUAUUUCUUUGGGCUCGCCUAUACCGAAAUCAGCUAGCAAGGUGCGAAGUCAAUUGAACGAUGAACUCAGGGUUUCUACAGACAGCCAAAACAACUCUUUAAAGUCCAGAGAAGCUUCCGCGCAAAGCAAAACGAGUACACCUACGCAAACUAAGCCCGUUAAAUCGGGCAGAUCAGAAGAUGUAUCACAGUCGUCUGUGGCCUCACAUACCAAGACCGAAACGACAGUUCAAAAUUCUACCGGCUCAGCUCCCGUUGGUGGUGGUGGCUCUAGACCAAAUACUCCCAUGACUGGCAUUUCGCGUGUUUCUGAUUCAUCCCUACGCCAAGCUCGAGUUCUGCGCGUAGUAGACACUCCCAAAACCGAAACCCCACCUCCUUCAGCUAGUCAGUCUGUAUCAUCUCUUCUUAUGAAGAAGCCAUCAAGACGGCCUAGCAUAUCGUCGCUUAGCAGACCAGAUACCCCAGGUGACUUUGGAUCAGAAGGUGCUCCCUCCUACACCUCGGCAUCAGUUUCCCGUGCGAACUCGCCUCCUCCUUCUAGGAUUGGCUCUGCACCUGUCCGCACUAUGACCAAAAGCCAGGCCAAGAAGGAAAGGAGACAGAAAGCCAAAGAAGCGGAGGCUAAGAAACAGGAGGUUGCGUCAACAGUUGUAGAAGAGCCGGUUCAAGCUCCAAUUGUCGGAAGGAAGCGGAAAACGAAGAAGACCCCAUCAAGCAGUGCAGAGCCUUUAAGCGCGGCUGAGGAUAGCAAGUCUGAACCUGGAAAGCCUACCAAGUCUGGAAAUGUGGCAUCAGAGGCAGACGGCCAGAAACGGGAAGCUGGCAAGAAGGCCAAGGCAAAGGACGAGUCUCCGAAAGCUAUCAAGGCUAUCCCUGCUGAGGACCAGAAACAUUCUGACCAGACCGCAUCUACCGAGGCUUGGCGAUCGAACAAUACGGUGGAGCAGAUGAUCAGGGACUCUGAAUCCAAUGGUACGCCGCUCAAGGACCUUUUUAUCGAGAGAACAUCUUCACUGCAGACAUUGCUUGCUCAGCUACACAAAUCCGGGAGCAUCAACCUCAACGAACACCCUCUGUUCAACCCUCCCAAUCUCAGUCUGCGCGUUGACUUGAAGUGCACUUCGGAGGACUAUGAGUUUUUAAAACGCCCUAUCGAGUUGACCGAAGAGCACCGCAAGACCUUGCUGCGUGGAGAACCCAUUAGGAUUAACGGUGACUCUAAGAUGCAGAAGAACAGAUGUCUGAUUAGUCCGCAUGGGUGCGUUCUACGACAUCUGUCAUCCGAUGAAGAGGAUAGAUAUCUUGCCCUAGAGAAGAGCACCGGCAAAGCUAUGGACCUGUUUCAGGAUUAUCCUGUCACAUCUAUCACUGAGCCAGACUUGAACAACCGAGGAGGCAGCCUGGACGCGCUUUUUGCAACGCCGGAGAAUUUUAAUAUAUGCUGGGUAGACGAAACCUCGCUGAAUCUUGCAGCGUCUACCUCUCCCAACGCUACUCUUCCUUCAGCAGACCUGCCUGCGUCUUCCAUUGCAGCUGCCCCGCCAAACGUUCUCUCAGCCAUGGAGGCGGAUAGUACUCGCAGCCACCACUGGGCCAUUGCCAACACGGCUGAAUUGGUCAACGCAACAGCAGCGUCCGUUCGUUCAUUCGCAGCAGCCACGGCAAAACAUAUGCUUGGGGCUGCAGGUGUAGUUAUGGGUGUUCUUCCCGAUCUUGAUGAUGUCGUUGGUAUGACUGAUGAAGAACUCCGAUCGUUCUCUCUCAAGUCACAGAAAGAUCUCGAGGUUUCGCGCAAAGAAAUUGAACUUGUCGACAAGAAGGUCUCUGCGCUCGUUAAGCGAAACAAGAAGCUGGUGCAACAAGCACUCGCCACUACGGUUGAAGGAUAAGGCAUUAUUUCGAUUGACUUUACGAAUUUCUGUCAGCAUGGGUGUAAGGCGUUCAGUUCUGUGUUCUACGUCAUGAGUAGAAAAUGUUGGCACUGGUUUUUAUGGUAUUAGAUGAAACUGUAGUUGAUUCCAGGUACCAAUCCAUAUGGUUCUGCCC
Molecule: messenger RNA, 4894 nt
Organism: Monascus purpureus
Lineage: Eukaryota; Fungi; Ascomycota; Eurotiomycetes; Eurotiales; Aspergillaceae
Source: the annotation of a GenBank genome assembly